UUCGUAGUUCGCGCGAUGUUAUCUCACAAGAGCUCUGGGAACGUGAGGUUCACAGACUUCUUGCAAAACUAUGCUCUGCCUCACUCUUACCAUGCAAAUUCUUCAUUCUCCGUUCUGGUCACAUCUCUCCUUUCAAACCUCAAAAUCAGCAUCAAUACCUGCUUUACCUUCACCUGAGAAAUGUCUUCAAUUACCAGCUAGCAAGUUCUGUUUUCAGCCUCCAAAAAUGGAAAGAUCUUAUUGGAGAUCACGUAAACCUUCCAUUUUGAGCUAUGGAACUACUGCUUCUGUCGAAGCUGGUGGCUCUGAAGUGUUAACCGGAACAGCUGAGAAUGAUGUACUGAAAGCCUUGUCUCAAAUUAUUGAUCCAGAUUUUGGAACUGAUAUUGUCUCAUGUGGAUUUGUUAAGGAUCUGCACAUAGAUGAAGCUUUGGGGGAGGUCUCAUUCCGGUUAGAGCUCACAACUCCUGCUUGUCCAAUCAAGGACAUGUUUGAGCAGAAAGCAAAUGAGGUAGUGGCUGCACUUCCAUGGGUCAAGAAAGUCAAUGUCACAAUGUCAGCACAACCAGCCAGGCCUAUAUAUGCAGAUCAACUUCCAGCAGGGUUGCAGAAUAUUUCUAGUAUUGUGGCAGUUUCAAGUUGCAAGGGAGGUGUUGGGAAAUCCACCGUAGCAGUAAACCUUGCUUACACUUUGGCUGGUAUGGGUGCAAGGGUUGGUAUCUUUGAUGCUGAUGUCUAUGGUCCAAGUUUACCAACAAUGGUCUCCCCAGAAAACCGACUACUAGAGAUGAAUCCAGAGAAGAGAACCAUUAUCCCACCUGAAUACCUGGGAGUCAAGUUGGUAUCUUUUGGAUUUGCUGGGCAAGGCCGUGCAAUAAUGAGAGGUCCAAUGGUUUCUGGUGUUAUCAGUCAACUUCUAACAACCACUGAAUGGGGAGAGCUGGAUUACCUUGUUAUUGACAUGCCACCUGGAACCGGCGACAUCCAACUUACUUUAUGUCAGGUUGUUCCAUUAACUGCUGCUGUUAUUGUUACUACCCCUCAAAAGCUAGCAUUCAUUGAUGUUGCAAAAGGAGUUCGAAUGUUUUCAAAGCUUAAGGUGCCAUGUGUAGCUGUAGUUGAGAAUAUGUGCCACUUUGAUGCUGAUGGGAAACGCUAUUAUCCGUUUGGUAGGGGCUCUGGUUCUCAGGUUGUUCAGCAGUUUGGAAUUCCUCAUCUGUUUGAUCUUCCCAUUAGACCAACACUAUCUGCUUCUGGAGAUAGUGGAAUGCCUGAAGUGGUGGCCGAUCCUCUAGGUGAAGUUGCAACAACAUUUCAGGGCCUUGGAGUUUGUGUCGUACAGCAGUGUGCCAAGAUUCGGCAACAAGUGUCAACAGCUGUUUCCUAUGAUAAGUCAGUCAAGGCUAUCAGAGUUAAAGUACCAAAUUCAGAUGAAGAGUUCUUUCUGCAUCCUGCAACUGUAAGAAGAAAUGAUCGUUCUGCCCAAAGUGUGGAUGAAUGGACUGGUGAUCAAAAGCUGCAGUAUUCUGAUGUUUCAGAAGACAUUGAACCGGAAGAAAUUCGACCUAUGGGAAACUAUGCCGUGUCAAUUACUUGGCCUGAUGGAUUUAGCCAGAUAGCACCCUAUGAUCAGCUCCAAAUGAUCGAGCGGUUGGUGGAUGUUCCUCAAUGUACUCCAGCAAAGGCAUGAGAUAAUUCUUGUUGCAGUCAACUGUUGUGAUUUGUGUGGAUGGGGAUGAGUACCUUGAGGUAAAUAAUUCUCAGCUUCUCAUCUUUUUUGUCUCUACCACCAUAGCAUGAUGACACCAAGUGAUUUCUAAUAGAAACUAGAAUGUGACAGAAGCUUCAAAUACUUACCUAAAUUGUCAAAGGCUUAAGAUUUAAGCUUCUCCCUCGUUUGUCCCGUUUCUUAUAUUCCUCAUCGUUUUGAUUUUGAGAUAUACAUGUAUAAGAAAUCCUAGUGAAGGUUCUAACAAGUAAAUGCAAUGUUUUACUAGGUUGUAAUUUUAAUGACACAAUAAUCAAUCAACAGUAUCUAAGGUUUAUCUCAA
Messenger RNA from Mangifera indica (mango), 2051 nucleotides. Its product is annotated as fe-S cluster assembly factor HCF101, chloroplastic. Gene Ontology annotation, cellular component: chloroplast stroma. The transcript is spliced from 15 exons. NCBI's taxonomy places the organism in Eukaryota, Viridiplantae, Streptophyta, Magnoliopsida, Sapindales, Anacardiaceae. The record is from RefSeq and is a predicted model, not a curated record. Gene Ontology annotation, molecular function: 4 iron, 4 sulfur cluster binding; ATP-dependent FeS chaperone activity; ATP binding. Gene Ontology annotation, biological process: iron-sulfur cluster assembly. Bases 71 to 1690 code for a protein of 539 amino acids.